AUGUCCUGCUUCGGUGGCCGCGACGAGCGGCUCUACAUGCUGUCGAUGCUGGUCCACAAGCUCACACUGACCAAGGGUAAGAUAAACGACAUCGGUGAAUUCCCUGUGGCGAUAAAGAUCAAGUUCCUGCACUUUCCCGUGUUCGAGAUCACGCGUGAGGAUUUCUAUGCUUACAAACCGCCGCCCCCCGAGGACGAAGGUUGCACCCUUCGUUUCAUGAUCGGUCGGUCUUGCAUGUUCGUGAUGCAACCGAAGGAACUGGUGCAUGAACUGCAGUCAACGAUCGUGAAGGUCGGCGUUUUCCGUGUUGGGGACACGUAUCCAACGGCGGAAACCGAAAUAACAUUGCCUGGUUGUUUAUGCGAUCAAGUGGCCAUGAGCCAGAACGACACGGAGAAUCUUCCGAAACCUUUCGUGGUGAAGGACAAGUACAAUUUGAUAGAUCCUGGCGACAAUCCCUCGGGAACAUUGGAAAUGGAGAUGACAUUAGUCUGUCUGGGUAGAUCGUACAUGACCCAUUACGAGAUGCACCCUCAGUUCUUCGCCUUUAGGAAUCAGGACAAGGAACGUGAGUUUUGCGUCAGACGUCUGGUGCCGCCAAGUUAUCAUCCGGACGGUGUCGAGAAGGAUAUCUCGCAGUUCCCGGAUCGAACUACGUUGAACGAGCUGAGAGGAAUCGAUCCUAAUGCACAGCGUAAGAAAGGUAAAAAGGGGAAGAAAAAGAAGAAAGGGGGCAAGAAGAAGGGUAAAAAGUGA
This is a messenger RNA of Dufourea novaeangliae, 756 nucleotides long. RefSeq lists its product as uncharacterized. The transcript has a single exon. Bases 1 to 756 code for a protein of 251 amino acids. NCBI's taxonomy places the organism in Eukaryota, Metazoa, Arthropoda, Insecta, Hymenoptera, Halictidae. The record is from RefSeq and is a predicted model, not a curated record.